Molecule: messenger RNA, 369 nt
Organism: Rotaria sordida
Lineage: Eukaryota; Metazoa; Rotifera; Eurotatoria; Philodinida; Philodinidae
Source: the annotation of a GenBank genome assembly
AUGAACGCGCUCUUUCGCUCACAUACGCCAAAGGGCAUUCGUUUUCUGGCAAUAUAUAUAGCCGAAGCGCAUGCAUCUGAUCAAUGGCCAGUAGGAAAAACUAUUUCUUGUGUACAACAACCAACAUCACUCAAACAAAGACUUGAAAAUGCUCGUCAAUUUAAGAAGAACUUCAAUUUCGAAAUGCCCAUGCUCGUUGACGAUAUGAAUAACAACUUCCAUGCUACUUAUGGUUCAUGGCCAUUUCGUUUCUACGUCUUUUAUGAAGGAAAACUUAUCUUUAAAGCAGAACCUCAAGAAGAUAAUUUCGCCUACAAUAUGGACGAAUUAGAUAUGUGGAUAGACAAAUUCUAUCAAUCACAUCAUUAA